GGGCACCGUAUGCAUGGGACAGGAUGCUUCCAUGGAGUCCUUUAGCAGCAGAGUCGGAAUCUUUCAGUGCAAAAUAUGUCUCCUAUUCCUAGGUGCUGGUUUGGGGUUGAAGGUUACAGUGCCAUCACACACUGUUCAUGGUGUCAGAGGACAGGCCCUCUACCUUCCCGUGAACUAUGGCUUCCACACUCCAGCAUCUGACAUCCAGAUCAUAUGGCUCUUUGAAAGACCUCACACGAUGCCCAAAUACUUGCUGGGCUCUGUGAAUGAGUCUGUGGUUCCGGACUUGGAAUACCAGCACAAGUUCACCAUGAUGCCACCCAAUGCUUCUCUGCUCAUCAACCCACUGCAGUUCACAGACGAGGGUAAUUACAUCGUGAAGGUCAACAUCCAGGGAAAUGGAACUCUUUCCUCAAGUCAGAAGAUACAAGUCACUGUUGAUGAUCCUGUCACAAAGCCAGUGGUGCAGGCUCAUCCUGCUUCUGGGGCUGUGGAGUAUGUGGGCAACAUGACCUUGACGUGCCAGGUGGAAGGGGGCACCAGGCUGGUUUACCAAUGGCUAAAAAAUGGAAAGCCUGUUCACAUCAGCUCCACAUAUUCCUUUUCUCCCCUAAACAACACCCUUUGGAUUGCUCCAGUGACAAAGGAAGACAUUGGGAAUUACAGCUGCCUGGCAAAGAACCCUGUCAGUGAGAUGGAAAGUGACAUCAUUAUGCCCACUAUAUAUUAUGGACCUUAUGGACUUCAAGUUAAUUCUGAUAAAGGGUUAAAAGUAGGGGAAGUGUUUACUGUUGACCUUGGAGAAGCCGUCCUGUUCAACUGUUCUGCUGAUUCUUAUCCCCCCAACACCUACUCUUGGAUCCAGAAAUCUGACAAUACAACAUAUGUCAUUAAGCACGGGCCUCACUUGGAAGUUGCAUCUGAGAAAGUAGCCCAGAAGACCGCCGACUACAUGUGCUGUGCUUACAACAACAUAACUGGGAGACGAGAUGAAACUCGCUUCACAGUCAUCAUCACUUCCAUAGGACUGGAGAAGCUUGCACAAAAAGGGAAAUCACUGUCUCCAUUAGCAAGUAUAACAGGAAUAUCACUAUUCUUGAUUCUAUCCAUGUGUCUACUCUUCCUAUGGAAAAAAUACCAACCUCACAAAGUUAUAAAACAGAAGCUAGAGGGCAGGCCAGAAACAGAAUACAGGAAAACUCAAACAUUUUCAGGGCAUGAAGACGCUCUCGAUGACUUCGGAAUAUAUGAAUUUGUUGCUUUUCCAGAUGUUCCCAGUGUUCCCAGGAUGUCAAGUAGGACUGCUCCGGCUUCUGAUGGGGUAUCAGGGCAAGAUUUGCACUGUACAAUCUAUGAAGUUAUACAGCACAUCCCAGCCCAACAGCAAGAUGACCCAGAGUGAAAUCUUAUGGGCAAAGUAGUGCACUGAAGUGAAAUAAUGAAGAAACAUUUUGAGGAAAAACAUCUGAGACCAGUGAAGAAGACAAGACCCAACACCACUUACUCGUUACUUCUUUUAUGUGCACAAUAGAGGAAUUUAUAUAAAUUGAACAGGGUUUUUUGGCAUAUGCACAAGGUGUUGUGUGACAGAGGAGAGUGAUGGGGAAAUAUUCCUCAGUGGAUACUGUUUAUCAUGUGCCCCAGCAGGAAAAAAACAGUGAAGUUUCCCAUUCACUCUGUAUAUGAAAAACUUCCCCAAGGCUAAACUUAUGCUGACCUGUACUUUCAUUUUCAUUAUAUUGCCACUGUCCUGUUUUUCCUGAAAAUAUGGAAAUUUGUAAAUUUUUUC
Messenger RNA from Jaculus jaculus (lesser Egyptian jerboa), 1789 nucleotides. It is a transcript of the gene Hepacam2, whose product is annotated as HEPACAM family member 2. The transcript is spliced from 10 exons. Bases 14 to 1402 code for a protein of 462 amino acids. Lineage: Eukaryota; Metazoa; Chordata; Mammalia; Rodentia; Dipodidae. The record is from RefSeq and is a predicted model, not a curated record.